AUGCCCAAGCGGGGUUGUCCCUUCGGGGACGCGGCACCGCUGCAGCUCAAGGUCCGCGUGGGCCCGAAGGAGCUGAGCCGCGGCGUGUGCGGCGAGCGCUACUCCCGCGAGGUCUUCGAGAGGACAAGGCAACUCCUGUUCCGAGGUGCCCAGGCCUCCAUGAACCACAUAUGGGAUGAAGGUGCGUCAGACAGCUGCACCCUCAUCCACCAGCCUGAGUCCCCAAAGCCCAGCCCCAUGGGUGUCCCCGGGACUGUCCGAGGACAAAUGCUGAUUGGACCAGGUGGCCGCUUGCUGAGGAGCCACACUCAGGCCUCUGGGGUCGACCUGUUGGAGGCAGCGUCCAGGGCCUGUUCCUCGUGUGUCCGCAGCGUGGACGGGAAGGCAGUCUGCAGCCAGUGUGAACGUCCCCUGUGUGGGCAGUGUCUGCGUACCUGCUGGGGCUGCGGCGCCGUGGCCUGCGCCCUGUGCUCCACCAUUGACUACAGCGACGUUCACGAGAAGGCAUUGUGCACCAACUGCGCCAUGUUUGAAACCUGA
Molecule: messenger RNA, 540 nt
Organism: Chrysochloris asiatica (Cape golden mole)
Lineage: Eukaryota; Metazoa; Chordata; Mammalia; Afrosoricida; Chrysochloridae
Gene: SIVA1
Product: SIVA1, apoptosis-inducing factor
Exons: 4
Coding region: 1-540 (179 amino acids)
Biological process (GO): extrinsic apoptotic signaling pathway
Molecular function (GO): CD27 receptor binding
Source: RefSeq, a predicted model, not a curated record